This is a messenger RNA of Cryphonectria parasitica EP155, 5157 nucleotides long. RefSeq lists its product as uncharacterized. The coding region runs from base 1 to 4521 and encodes 1506 amino acids. Gene Ontology annotation, biological process: mRNA export from nucleus. NCBI's taxonomy places the organism in Eukaryota, Fungi, Ascomycota, Sordariomycetes, Diaporthales, Cryphonectriaceae. Gene Ontology annotation, cellular component: transcription export complex 2; cytoplasm; nucleus. The record is from RefSeq and is a predicted model, not a curated record. The transcript has a single exon.
AUGUCGGGCUUCGGUCAAGCACCUGUCUUCGGAGCGCAGGCGCUUUUGGCUGAUGCAUCCAACUCCGCAACUUCGUCACCCCUUCAAGCUCCGUCAACCCAGUCCACACCUUUUGCCCUUCCCUCGCAAUCACGGUCGUUUUCCGCCUUCGCCGCGUCCACAGCCUUCUCAAACAAUUCUCCUCAGAAUCCUGGGUCAUCUUCGGCCUUUGGCGGCCUGAGAAACGCGACAAAUGGUCUCGGUACGACCUCGUCGAGCGGUGGAGGAUUCUUUGGAGGGCCCGACACAUCGAACAAAGACGCUAUGAUGAACAACCCAUUUGCGGCCGCAACAGCCGCCACACCAAGCCCUCCUGUCUCGAAUCCAUUCGCAACACAGACACAGACUACCAGCGCUACAACCAACCCCUUCACCAACGCGACAGCACCCUUCACGAACCAGAAUGGCGCAACAACAGCGAACCCGUUUACCUCCGCCGCUUCAGCGAGUCCCUUCGCAUCCCUUUCCAAAUCCACAGAUGACACAGCCCCUACCACUUUUGGUCAGCCGAGCUCGCAGUCCAAAGCGCCAUUAACACCGUUUGCACCCUCUGCGACGAACAAUCAGAAGCGAAAGAAUGCCUUUGAGGAUGGGGCCAGUUCUAAGCGAGGGGGCCCCAGUUCUGCGACGAGUUUUCAGAGACCACAGACCUCGCUCGCCGCACCUUCAAAGGGCAUGAAGUCCACAGGCUUUGGUGGCAGUGACACAGGCAAGACCAGCAAUGGGUUCGCAGAUCAUCUCAAUGAGACCAAAACCAAUGUCUUCGGUUCGGCGGCGGCGGCGCCUGCCCAACUACUUAUAACCAAGGCCCAGAAAAAGUCGCCAUCUACCUAUGCCGCAGAGAUCCACGAACAGCUGCGCAUAGACAGGCUCAAACCCCCGCAGUGGCCGAAGCAUCCUGGCGACCCAAGUAACAUCAAGACGAUGGACGACUACCGAGUCAAGUACAAGGCCUAUGAGAACAAAAUUCGGACGUCUUUGAUCAAGGCAGGCUUAAUCGACGAUCCCGAUGUGCGGAAGAAGCUCAGCGAUGCGAUCGACUUCAGAGGCAUAUGCGAGGAGAUGUGCCCCGAGGGCGAGAAGGUCUCGCGCAUCGUCGAGCACGACGUCAAAUUCCCAGAAAGGAUACACAGUGCCGGACCGGACGAUGGCUGGGCAAAUCCAGAUUUGAUGGUCAAAUCUUUCAAGCGUUCAGCGGCGGGUACUGACUCCCCCUUACCGACGGAGGUGCGAUCUCCAGCUGCGUUAAGACGAACCCUAAACUACCUCAUCGACGAUGUCCUGAGAGGAGAUGAAAACCUCCCCUCACUACACGGUUUUCUUUGGGACCGAACAAGAGCAAUCCGGAAAGAUUUCAUCUUCCAGAAUGCCAUGACACCGGCAGAGCGCAUUGAUCAGAUUUACUGCUUGGAGAAUAUCACCCGAUUCCAUGCCGUCUCUCUUCAUUUACUCUCCAGGGAUGGCAAGGAGGACUUCUCGGAGCAGCAGGAGCGUGAGCAGCUGGGCAAGACUCUGCUCUCAUUGAUGCAAGUCUACGACGAGUGCAAGGAUAUGGAUAUCGAUAUCCAGAACGAGGCCGAAUUUCGCGCCUACUACCUUUUGUUCAACGCCCACGACACCUUUGUCAUCCAACAAAUGCAGGAUUGGAGUAGGAAAUUCUGGUACAACUCGACGGAAAUCCAGACGGCGGUCACCCUCAUCGAGACGAUGCGUAAUGUGUUCGCUCACCGCGGACCGCUGCGUCCGUCUGCCCCACUCACUACCGGAUCACCGUCUUUCACCAGCUACUUCUCUAUCGUUGAGAAUCCGGAAGUGUCCUAUACCAUGGCCUGUCUGGCCGAGAUCCAUUUCACCGAAAUUCGACGCCAAAUCUUGAAAGGCCUCCACAGGGCCUAUGGCAGGGUCAGAGAUGGGCCGAAGGAUUUGACGGCCAAGGUUCUUAACGAGCAAUUCCGUUUCGACACGGAAGAAGAGUGCAUUGCUUUCCUCGAGGACCUAGACAUGGAGUUCUCUUCAGAAGGCGUGAGCGAGCCUUAUUUGCUCGUUCAGCGAAGGAGAGGCAUUCCAGCGAAGACUAUCAAGCAAUCAUUUUCAGAGUCGAUGGUCGAGCUUAAGCGUGGUGACCACACUCUCCCGGAGGUGGUUCACAGUACCAUUUUCCAGGAGGGCGCGCCCGCCAUCGAGACAAACGCCAGCCCUGAUAGUCUAUUUGUCACUCAGCCUCCAGACACGCCUAUGUUUACAGAGCCCAAGUCAACACAUUUGGGGGUGAACUUCUUCGACAACGAAUCUUCCUCGUCAUCUUCAUCUCCAAUGAAACAGAGCCUAGCUGGUACGCCGGCCUCGUCCUUGUUCAGCAAUCUCAAGUCCGAUACGACCACCAAGAACCCUUUUUUCUCGCACGCAACGAACGCAGCUACGGACACGACCACAGCAACGGCCACGACUGCUACCCCUGCACAGACUCUAUUCCCUUGGUCUCAAAAAUCGUCUGCUGAGGGGCCAUCAGUCAACAAAGUGCCUGGGAAGUCACUUAUACAAACGUCCCAAGUUUUCUUGCCAUCUACGCCAAGCACAGCACCUCCCGCUUCUACUACGCAAGAGUCUGUCAAUGCUUUUGGCUUCUUCAACAAGCCGUCUGAAAAGCAUGCCGCUCCCUUGUUUCCAAGUACGUCUCUGGCUGGCUCAUCGACUAGUAGCUUCUUUGCAGCUGUUCCACCAUUAUCAGCCAAGGGCGAGGGUGCUGGGAAUGCCGUUGCCACAGCGUCUUCGAACAAGACAGACAUUUCACAAGAUGCACCGAGUCCAGCGAAACCCUUUCCUUUCUCAAACACAUCCUCUGCUCCGGUAUCCACGUCACCUUCAUUCGUUUCAGCAUUGAAACCAGCACCGCCACCGGCCGCACCAACCGAGGUUGUCAAAUCGACGUCACUGUCUGGCAUAUCAACCUCCACGCCAGUCAAGACUCUGGUACCUGCGCCGCCUGUGUCCCCAAGAGACAUGAUGGGUGAUCUUGCAAAAUGGAUCUUACUCGGCGAUGGUGGAUUGAUGGAAACCCUGCAGGACAACCUCGUAGAGCAUCUUGUCUACGAGACCUUCAAAACAUACCAACGGGAGGAGAAUGAGCGGAAGCGACGGGAAGAGGACAUGUCUUCUUGGGCUGAAGCGCGCAAAUUCAGGGACUGGAAUCUGCGAGUCAAGUUCUUUUAUCGAUGGCGAGAAAUUGCAAGGAAGAAGGCAACGAGGCGUGUUGGACGCCACAACAGAGAAGCUCUAAAAGCCUAUAGGGAGGCUAAAGCAGCUGAAGCCCGAGCAACACGACGCAAGAAGGAGAAGGAGGAAGAGGCGCGCCUUAAGCGGCUCUCCGGACCAACCUCCUGGCUUGAUGAACUUGAUCAGGAACGGGCAUUAAAAAGAGCGAGGCGAGCAGGAGACAUGUCGCUCGACACGUCUCGGAGAAGCAGUCCUGUUUCUGAUGCUGACGCCCUGCUUACCACUGGUGUUCUGAAUGGUGUGCCAGAUCAGCAAAGAGUUGCAGAGAACUGUGUUCGCGACGACGAUUCGAUCUACGAUGCACUGGUGGGCGUUCACAUCAGCCCAAAUUCCAACCGGCGUAUCAUGGGUCCUCCAGCCAAACCGAGCAGGGACCCCCUCCGCUCGGUACGCGACGCUGGGAUUUCGAAGCCGGCGCCGAAGCAGAAGUGGAGCAAGAAAGCUCAGCAGCUAGCAGAUCUCGUGAACGGCAAGCGUGAUGAGGACGAUCUCAUCAGCUUCAGAAGCAGCACUUCUUCCCGCCUCGGCCAGUCUCUACAAUCCGUACCUGCGACGGGGAAGGUCACCAACUUCUCGAAGUAUCAAUCUUCGUCGCCUCGGUCCUCCGUCGAACCCGAUCGAGCUCGAAAUAGGCCAAGCAGUGGCAUCAAAUCCUCAUAUUGGCUGCUGAGAAGCCGCGGGCUCUUCGCCACGCCUACGGGUCACGUUCUUUCCGAAAAGGUACCUCGGCCCAGGACUAGUUCUGUUCAUGACGGUGCUUCGCAGUACUCUGGCGAGUCGGAAGCAGAUGACUACGACAACCGUGUACUGGAACAGGAUGGCGCGUAUCGCGCAAGCUUGGGACUGACUGGACCUGGGUCGCGCCGCAGCACUCUCAGCGUCGGCGCAGCGGGCUCGCCUCCAAGAUCAGGCUUCGUGAAGCCCAGCACCUCCUUCCGACAGUCUCUGCCGACAGGCGGCAUGUCCAAACCCACAUCGUCAUUCAGACAAUCCCUACCCGCAGGCAUUUCUUCACCAAUGCAUCUAGGAAGCCCGCAUCGUGAUGUCGACGGUGGCUCUCAAGCUGGUAGUGCCAUUAGCACAAUUGAGCAGGAUGUCGAGGAGACUUUGCGCGAGCUUAGAAAGGUCGCUGCAGAGAUGGAAGAAGACACAAGCUGGUAUCGUGAACAGAAUAGGCAGUUGUCUCAAAGCCAGGACCUAGGUGGUUAGCACUGGACCAAAAAGCGGCACGGCUGAUGAUCAUCAACUUGGCACAGUCGAGUGGGCCGGAACAGCAUGGGAACAUUAAAUCAACUUGUCAACGAGGGCUUCGGUCGAAAGGUGUCAAUAUAGGUGGUGAGAGCAAGGAUCUCUCAAAUUCGAGUAAAGGAAGUAGGCAGGCUUCACAGGCGUGUCAGUCGCGAAGUGCCAAAUAGGCGCUACAAAAGGACUUCCACUAUCAGGCUAAGACAGCAGGCAGUGACAGCAUUCGAGCCCUACACGGGACGUAAAACGAAACCAUUUUUCUUCUUACUUUAAACGGAUAUCAAUCAAAACAAAAACAGAUCGAAAUACGGUCAAUUGCAUCAAGCCCGGCGUUUUGGUUUCGUUUCUUUUCUUUUUUUCUUUCGGCACGGACCACGUGGAACGGAUCCAAGGACCAUGGGAGAACGAGGCGUACAGUGACGGCAUCUGAAAUGAAAUUUUCUGAAGCAGACAUUUUGGCUAGGUGUGUUCUACUGUGGCUGCAGUAGUAUUUAUUUGUCGAGUCUUUUCAUAUACAGCGCGGAGAGCAUAUACCCAAGCGUUGCAAAGUCACGAACCAUGUAACAAAUACACUUUAUGCAUUCUCCUUCCUGCAAGGAC